Molecule: messenger RNA, 5864 nt
Organism: Anopheles merus
Lineage: Eukaryota; Metazoa; Arthropoda; Insecta; Diptera; Culicidae
Product: terminal nucleotidyltransferase 5C
Exons: 2
Coding region: 508-2343 (611 amino acids)
Biological process (GO): mRNA stabilization
Molecular function (GO): RNA binding; poly(A) RNA polymerase activity
Source: RefSeq, a predicted model, not a curated record
CUAGGCGCGCACUGCUCAGUGUCGUUUCGAACGACAGCGUGAGGUGGUGCGUUUCACGAAUUCUCAUCGCCGCGGACGAUAGACCGUUUGAUACGUAACACCAGACCACACUUAUGGUGCGGUGUGACAAGCGAGAUUAGAGUGCAGCCGAGAGUUGCGUGUGUCUCUGGAAUGUUUUUUUUCGUUUAAGAAGAAGUGCAGUUCCGUUCCCGUUGUUUUGGUGCUUUUUCCCUUGAUUAGUGCAACUAAAACCGGCAGUGAAGAAGCACUUGUGCACGUUCUGAACAGUUUGCUUUUGCGUUCCCAAACACGUGGAGAGAAAGAGAGAGUGUGUGUGUGUGGUGUGACGUGCAACGCGACCGGAACCAAUUUACGUGUCGAUACUGAUCAGUUUAGCCAGCCAGCGGGAGGAAGUGUCACCGCGGUGACCGGUCGAAAUUGUGUCGAUCACCCACAUCCCUGCAGUGCGGAACUUUAAAAGUUCCCGACUCUUACUCCCAACGGAUCAUGGACAGCUAUCAUGUACAGACGCAGCAGAACAGUUACGGCAGCAGCUGCACGAAUGGCAACACCGGCCGCCACGGCGGUGCCGCCGGACCAACGACGACGAUCUACACCAAUGCACACGCCUACCCGGUGGCUUCGUUCAACUACGCCACGAUGAGCUACGCGCACUCGGAGGGUGGCUCCGUGUCGCCGCCACCGUCGCCCCGCUCGAACAGCUCCAUCUCGUCGGCCUACUCGUCCGCGUCGUCCACGGCCGCCUCCCUGUCGGCGGCCUCGUCCGGCUCGUCCUCGUCGUCCGCUUCGUCGUCCUCGUCCUGUAUCUCGUCGGCCGGUUCGGAGACGGGCGCCUCCUACGAGCAUCUAGACAUCACGGCCCAGCGGUUAGCGGUGCUGUCGUUCGAGCAGGUGAUGAAGCUGAACGACGUCAUGAACGAGCCGGUGUCGAUACACGGCCGCGGCAACUUCCCGACGCUCGAGGUGAAGUUGAAGGAUCUGGUCAACAUUGUGCGCGAGAAGCUCGAGGCGGACGUCGUCGCCGGUGGUGCCGGCAUGACGGUAAAGGACAUCCGUCUGAACGGUGGCGCAGCUAGUCAUGUGUUGGCGUCCGAGCCGCAGCCAUACAACGAUCUCGAUCUGAUUUUCGCCGUCGACUUCAGCACCAGCCGGAGCUAUGAUCGCGUCAAGUCGGCCGUGCUGUCCUCGCUGCUCGACCUGAUGCCGGAGGGCGUCGUCAAGCGCAAGAUCACGCAGUGCUCGCUGAAGGAGGCGUACGUCGGCAAGAUGGUGAAGGUGAACAGUGACGGCGACCGCUGGAGUCUCAUCUCGCUCGGCAACUCGCCCGGCCACAAGAACGUGGAGCUGAAGUUUGUCGACACGAUGCGCCGGCAGUUCGAGUUCAGCGUCGACUCGUUCCAGAUCGUGCUCGACUCGCUGCUGCUGUUCUACGACUGUGCCGAGAUGCCGAUGAUCACGGAAAACUUCUACCCGACGGUGGUGGGUGAGUCGGUGUACGGCGACUUUCAGGAGGCGCUGUACCAUCUGCAGAAGAAGCUGAUCUCGACGCGCCAGCCGGAGGAGAUCCGUGGCGGCGGGCUGCUCAAGUACUGUAACCUGCUGGUGCGCAACUACGUCCCGGUGGACCCGCAGCGCAUCAAGACGCUCGAGCGGUACAUGUGCUCGCGGUUCUUCAUCGACUUCCCGGACAUUGGCCAGCAGCGCAGCAAGCUGGAGUCGUACUUGAAGAACCACUUCUUCGAUGAGGGCGAGGAGCACCUGCAGCACCAGUACCUGAUGCAUUUAUUCGAGGUCGUCGAGCAGUCGACCGUAUGUCUGAUGGGACACGAGCGCCGCCAGACGCUCAUGCUGAUCGAUUCCCUUGCCAUGGAGAUCUUUUACCGCGAUCAGCAGCAGCAGCAUCAGCAGCAACAGCAGCAACAGCAGUCAUCGGCCACCCACACUCAGCAGCAGCAGCAGCAGCAACAGCACACCACGCUUCAGCUGCAGACGCAAAUGUCCCAUCUGUCGCUGUCUCCGCAGCAGCUCUCCCCCCAGUCGCCCACACUGAUGGCCCAUUCGCCCAACCACCAUCAGCACCAGGCGCAAACACAGCAGCAGCAGUCGCAGCAAACAUCUCCACAGUGUGCGACGUCGGCACAGCAAGUACAACAGUCCCAGCAGUCGCAGCAGCAACAGACGCAACAACAGACGACUGCGAUCGCCCAGACCCAGGCCAUUGCACUGGCACCGCAACCGGGACUGCUGUAUGCGAACGGUAUCUACUACGCUCCGCUCAUUCCCUACACCCAGUGCACGUGUAACAGCUGGAUAACGACGUGAUUAGUGAGCCCGCUGCCGGCGGUGGCAGGCCACAGUAGUAGCAUCAUCAACAUUGCAGGCACCGACCUUUCGCCGGAAUUAACCGUCGAAACAUCACCAUCCACACCACCAACAUCAUCAUCAUCGUUAUCAUCAUCAUCCUAUCUUCCCGGUCCGUCACAGUCCCCAGCGCUACUAUUUUCACCCUCAACAAGCGCAACGAUCACACAGGAGUGUCCUUUCGCCGCCGGCUGCACGCUCGGGAGUCGCCUCUCGGCGCCCUACUUCUCAUCGCCGGCUUGCCUAGCAAGUGAUGCGGCACGAGGAUCCGGCAGACAGCAGCAACAGCCCAUCACAACCGCCACCCUUUCGAUUGUUCCGGUGGAUUUGCAGUCAUCGUCUCUGUCACCAGCCUCACCAACGGCAUCGUUGUCAUCGUCGUCCCCGUCAUCGCACCCAUCGUACGUGUACGCUGUCCCCGGCGAUCACUGCUACUACUACUAUCCCUGUCAACCAGAACUUCUGCUAGAGGAUGGUUCCGAGCGAUGAUCAUUCAAUACAUCAGUAAGCGGAGUCCUACGAGGCUGUGACUAAAACGAAGAAGAAUGCGGAAAACAGGGGAAGCAAUGCAUGCCAAAAAACGUAUGCAAAACAGCAACAGUUUUGGAUUUUUGUGAGUAGAAGCGGAUGAAAAAAGGGUAGGGAAUCUUCCGAACGAUUUUUAACCUUCUCUGAUAGUCGAGGUCUGUCCUGUCUCGAGGGUUACUAUACAGAUGGUCACGUUCGCAAUAACGAUUCACAAUGCGUGCUUGCAGUACUGCAACUGCGUCUUGGGCGCCACCGUUUUGCGCCACGACCCUAGUGCGUAGCGUUUAAUUGAUAAGACGCAAACCGACGGACAAGCAAACACAAAACAAUAUGGCGAUCGAAUUUUAAUACUAUGCAACUAUGAAACAAAAUAAAAAAACAGCAUAAUAUCGAAGGUAAAAACGGGGGACGACAAAAACAGGAACAAGAUGUAGACUUUGAACAAACCACCAACGCGAAGCGAAACAUGCAUUGGCAUGUGCGGUGAAGUAAAAUUGAGCGAAGCGUUAGAUAAAAAAAAACAACACACAACAAACAAACUACUAGUACAAGAAACAGGAAUGGGAAUUAUAUUGCGUAGCCUACGAAUUUGAAAUAUCUGUACGUUACAAACAAAAUAAGUGGAAAUAUAAAUUUGAAGUAUUUUAUGAAAAACGUGCACCACCACCAUAAGAAGCUAAAACAAAAACAAAAUAAUUAGAGUAUCUCAAAAAUGGACGAAAUUAUCGCACACAUGUCCCGGGAUUGUUGCUAUCGAUUGGUUUUGUUUGUAGAAAUGAUGCAUUGUCAUCUGUUCUUGUGGCAUCUUCAGUUUGUUAUGCUCAUUUCAACACUCGAAAUCUCAUGUGGAGCUGUGACUAUCAUUCGAGUGCUGUUUUUUUUUGCUAAACAUACCAGUUUGUACAUGGUGACCGCUGAACAGAUCGCUGAACUAUCGCACCUGUUUACGUCAUUGUCCAAAGUAUCCGUACUUUGUGUGUGUGUGUGUGAUUUUAAGGGGUUUCCCCACUUUCUAUUCUUGUGAGGAUCGUGCGGAGAAACGAGUUAGGUAAGCCAGAAGAUGGAAGGGCGUAAUCGGACACUGUGAUUUGGGAAGGGUGCGGGAGGAUAUUUGUGCGUCUGUUUGUACACCGCGCGAACGCGGCACAAUCGAACCGGGCAAACCACUUAACGAUAACAAGCAAUUCAUCCCAAAGGCUCAUUGCGCGGGAACGUGUUCAUUUCGAUGUAACUUCUAUGGUGUUUGUUCAUGUUUGUGUGUGAGUGUGUGCGUAUACAAGGCUAUUUCCGGUGUGCUAGUCUUUUCUUUAACCAUGUAUGUUGUGACGUUUGCUGUCGACCCCCAUCAACUUACCCGUGGGGCGAUUGGCGAAGAUCAUUGCGAUCUCCGCUUGGUGUAUGGUAUAUCGUGCCAUUGUUUUCGGACUUUGAAGUAUGCAGUGAAAGCAGAGAAUAUUUCCGUACGGGACAUAACGCACCCAUAGCUAACCAUUCGCGAUCGAUCGUACUCCAUUUUAUGUGUAAUUAAAAAUUACUACAGAGCCAAGCAAACAAACAAAACCCCACACCAGCGCAUAGAUCUGUGCAUGUACUUAUCAGAGACCAUUUUAUCCGCCCGUCUUUUGCAUUACCGAUCGCUGAAGCAUACGUGGGCAAAUGUUACCACUUUUAACUGAUCCCGCUGGCUGAUGGCGAACAAAAUGAGUGUCCAGCACCACAACCGGCAAAUGAUGCUGUAAAUAAUUGUAAAGAAAUCACGUACUGAAGACUGCUGUUUACAUAAGAACAAAAAAAAAACCCAAUGCAUCACGUGGUGAAUGCAUUCAAGUGCGCGAUUGAUGAAACACACGACGACACUAUGAUGUAUGACUUCCCUAGGGUGAGUGUUCGCUCAAUUUUGGAAGUGUUUCAUCCCUACUCUUUCUCUCCUUAUCGGCGAGGCAGAGUAAAGCUGUUGUAAUAAAUACAACAACAACAAAAUCUAUCAAAUGUACGAAAUUCGAAGGCCACAGGAUCUCACAAACGGUUUGCCGAAGCGUUACAGCGUCUACGGGAAAAGCGUCCCUUAGAGAAAGGAGUCAUUCGACCUUUCAGCGCUUCCGUGGUUGUUGUGGAUGUUGGAACUAUCGGGGAUUCGGGAAGGAUGCGAAAAACUAAGCACAGUCGCCAACGCGAGCGACAGAAAACUACAGAUCAAUAGAUAUACAUAUAUUUUGGAUUGCAUGUUUGUUGAGGAAGCGCUAGGCUUCAUUUAUUUACCGAAGCGUCCAGCAACCUUCCCUCUUCUACCAGGACAUAGAGGGAACGUGGGGUGGGUAGCAGUGGACGGAGAUGUACAUGGGAUGGUGUAGCAAAAAUGGUGUAGAAGGUGAAACAGAGAAGCUUAAAAAAUGAACGGUGAAAUGCGAAAAAGUUGUUAUGCAAAGUUGGCGAAAGAACAUAUGAGAAAAGAGGAAAUGGAGAAAAAGAAGAUGACUAAGAAGCAGAAGAAAGAGAAGAAGAAGAAGAAGAAGAUGAGAUGUCAUAAGAGAGAUAAUAAAAGAAACAGAUGACGUGUAAGAAGAAAAGCAAGAAGAAGUAAAAGAAGAAAAGAGUAGAAGAAGAACAUCAGGAUGAGAAACAAAACAAAAAAAUCUAAUUACUGAGACAUGGCUGUGUUUAUUCCUCCUCAAUUUGUUUUUAAGAUGCUAUAGAUACCAGCAAUGCGUAACGAAUGUUGAACGGAAAACGAGAGUGAAAAUCUGGCUUAGUAGUGUGAGCGUUUCUGUGGGAGAGAAAGAGUUUCGUGGUCGUUCGAUAGACAUGAAUCGAAAGCGGAAGUGGACGGAUAAGAAAAGAAGUGGUUUAAAAACGCAGAAGAUAAGCAUUAAUAAUACACUGCGACACGAGAAACGUUCACGGAAGAUGCGCGAAGCACGAUGCUGCUGCUGAAAAGGGAGGAGAUCAAGAUACAA